UCGGAGAACGGGAGAAAAGUGGCUAAGUCGUUACGUAAUUUAGCUCAGAAUUAGCAAAACUUGUGUUUCUGCUUAGUAGCGGGGAGUUACACUAAUUGGCGAGGUUACGUCGUGGUAGGAAAUAGAGGAGAAAAGCUGAUUUUCUGAUUUGAAAGCGUCGCUGCUGAAGUCGUUUCAGGGAGGCUUAUCGAGUAUUGUUCGGGUCCUUAGGACUUUCCCGAGACCUACUUACAUGUAACGAGGGCAAGAUCCACAGCGCUUGCUAUUAAUAUAUCUAGAGUCUCAAACGUGUUGAUUUUUGUGCGGAGGAAGGAACUUGAAUGAAUCUUUGGUUUCUGCUCUUACGGUGUUUUUACACUGUGUCUUCGCGAUGUGAUUUCUGUGGUGAUAAGUUGCGGUGUCUUGCACUGUGGGCUUGGCUCGCUAGAGAAAUCUACUCAAAGGGUGGUUAAGUAGCUGUCUGAAACAGGAAAAUUUAAAAAAAAAAAACCCAAUCCAACGAACGCUAACAUUUGCUCAAAGAUCUCAAAAGUCAUGGCAGUAUUAUAAAUACUAUGGCCCUAAAAAAUUCUCAGCUAUCGAAUCAUUUCAGGACUUAGUGAUGCUAAACAAUGUCUUCAGUAGUUUGCUUGUAUUUAGGAAUGUUUGUAGGAGGGAUACUUGAGACUGUACUCUAGUGGUACUGAAAGCUUCCAGAAUAGUUUGAGCAGUGUCCUGCUCCCUUUGGUAAAGGCUGUCUUUGUGGCAUCAGAUGAAAAUUGGUGUCACUGAUUUUCCCUGCUUGCUGUGGGCAGUACUUGUACGGCCUGGUGAGGGAGUCGGGAGCAUCAGUAGACCUUCGGGACUGCAUAGUGCUGUAGGUUAUUUGCUUUGCAGAUGCACAUAUGUUCCUCGCUUCUAAGUUUUUCCUGCAGACAUGGUCAUAACCUGCAGUGAAACUGAAUUCUUGAUGUUCUUGACAUUUUUACUUUGGUGUAAAUUCUAGCAUUGCAGUCUUUCCUGUGUUCUUAUCAGUAGAGUGAAUACUGGGCACUUUGAGGAAUUUAAUUUCUGUCAGUCAUGACUGAUGACUUCAAUAUUAUUUCAGUUUUGUUUAGUCAGAUAAUUGUCUUACGAAUUAGUAACUGGAGAGUGUUCCCAAGUGAUACAUCUCUGAUGCUAGAAUUAGAUCUGCAGCAUACAUACUCUUUUUUAUUUAUUUAAUAGCUUUUGGCUGACUUCAGUGUACUCUUACAAAGAGAAACUAUUGGUGGAUCAUUUUAAUCUGGUAUGCAAGGUCACUUUCCAGCUCUUCCACAUACAUUUUGUGUCACCUUCAGCAAGCAGUUGAUUGGGGAUAAAAAUAUGGCCCUAACAGUGGGUGUGUUGGCAGGAUUCACUAUUUAACUGUCAGUGUUUAUAAGGUCCUUAUAGGACCCUAAAAUGAAUGGAAAAUUAACAGCCUGUUAUAUUUUAAGUCUGCCUGACCUGUAACGAGACUGACAGUAAAGUAAAUCCCUUUUUAGAAGCUCUGAUACUGAAAUUACCAUCUUACAAAGAAACAAUAGGCAAGUCCUAUGACAUGUAACUGUUUCUGACAGUGCUCGAGAGGAGCACCGGCUUUGCUUAGUUGUGGUCAAAAUGGUGUAUUUGUGUGUUUGGGAGCUGGAGAUUAUGUUCCUACUAGCCUACAGAUAGAGGCACAUGAUUGAUUCAAAUCAACAAUAAAUUCUUUUAGAUCUUGAGCUUAUAGAAUUAACCACAUUAAAUCUAUUAUGAAGAAACAAUUCACUGUGUGAGGUAGGAUGGGAUUGCAGCUUUUGUAACAACCCGGUGAAUGUGGUGGUAACGCUACAGGUUUUUUUCAGCGUUGCUGCAUCUACAUUUGUCUUUUUGUGUUGCUGAAGCAAUGCUGAUUUUCCAACGAGUGAAAACUUAAUCUGGAAGACCCUUAGCCAUCUGUUUCUUUUAUACUUAGGAUUUUAAUGGGCUAGUCCUUCAGAGUGUAGUUAUUCUCUUCUUUUGAGCAAAUGGCAUCCUUCAGUAGUGAAGAUGCAUUUCAAGAUUCAGCAGCCCUCUCCCUAAACGAUGUGGAAAGCCUGCAGAGCUUCCGCAGCCGGUCUGCAAGUUUCAGCAGCACGGGGUCCAGUGGCCGCUUGCAGCUCCGUCAGCGAGUAUCCCAGCUUAUGGCUUGUGUAGAGGACAUCAGCUCGGAUGAUGAAAUUCAUGAAGAAGUGUCUCGCACUCUAGAUGAAGCUUUCCGUAUCUGGGGGAAAAAGCUGAAGGAUAAGUGGCAAGAAUUCAGACUACACUUAGUUACCUGGAAUGUGGGCACAGCUUCUCCACCUCCUGAUGUCACUAGUUUACUUCAGCUCAAUUCACUGGGCCCAACUGUGGAUAUGUAUGUUAUAGGCUUACAGGAGGUGAACUCAAGAAUCACAAAUUUUCUGUCUGACUUGGCAUUUGAUGAUCCAUGGAGCAUUUUUUUCAUGACUGUAUUGUCUCCAUUGGGAUAUAUCAAGCUCUCCUCCAUUCGCAUGCAGGGGUUACUGCUGCUGCUCUUUGUGAAGCACGUCCACCUGCCCUUCAUACGGGACAUUCAUACCCACUACACACGCACGGGCCUGUACGGAUACUGGGGGAACAAAGGAGGAGUCACCGUUCGCAUGUCCCUCUAUGGUCAUACAGUUUGUUUCAUGAACUGCCACUUGCCAGCUCACAUAGAGAAUACAGAGCAACGACUGGAUGACUUUGAGAAAAUUCUGGAAAUGCAGUUUGAAGGAGAGAAUAUUCCAAGUACCUUGGAUCACGAUGUUCUCUUCUGUUUUGGGGAUCUGAACUUCCGGAUAGCAGAUUAUGGCAUACAUUUUGUCCGAGAAUCAAUAAAUAACAAGCGUUACAAUCUGCUGUGGGAAAAGGACCAGUUAAAUAUGGCAAAAAAGAAGGAAGCAUUUCUUCAGGAAUUCAUAGAGGGUCCUCUGCAGUUUAAACCCACCUACAAGUUUGACCUUUAUUCGGAUGUAUAUGAUACAAGAGAGCAGAAGUCCCUGUUUUGGUUUAAUGAGAAGAAAAGAAAGCCAGCGUGGACCGAUAGAAUUCUUUGGAGAGUGAAAAAUCUUUGCCAGCAUGUGUCAAAAGAAGGCGAAUUCACUGAAGAGGAACAGACAAUUUCUGUUACUUUGAAUAACUAUAUCAGUCACAUGAGCUAUGGCAUCAGCGAUCACAAACCUGUUACAGGAACUUUUGGGCUUGAGUUGAAGCCUCUUCUGUCACAUCCUCUGGUCACGCUGAAUCCUGAGGGUGAGUGGAGCGCAGAACAUGAUGUUCUAAUCAGCUACUCUGCAGCACCUGAGCUCCCAAGCAGUGCUUGGGACUGGAUUGGACUCUUCAAGGUGGCUUUCAGGCAUGUGAAUGACUAUGUUACUUACGCUUGGGUAGAAGAUGAUGAAAUUUCUUCUAACAAAGACAGUAAACAAGUUUACAUGAGUGCUGCAGAAAUACCUGAUAUGGGAGGAGAAUUUUUGCUUUGUUAUUAUAGCAAUAAUUUGCAGUCAAUAGUUGGUAUCAGCCAGCCUUUUCAGAUUCAGCCUAACAGAACAUUAAUAAGAAAGGAUCUGACACAGGAAGAGAACAGUUGGAUGCAGAAACCUGACAAUCUGGCAUCGCAGGAUGAAUUCUGAAGGCAGAAAGGGCAUUUAGUGGUCCUGGUUCAGGAGUUAGAUGAUUCUUUAUGUCUUAGUGAUUAUAAGCUUUUACUCUUAGAAGAUGGAGUAAGACAGUGCAAGUAAGACAGGUAGGAUUGUUCAGAAACUUUGUAAACUCACAGAAGAUAAUUUAUUGUGGAAACAUAUUUUUAUUGUUACAGGGAGAGUAACUCUCUUGCACUGGAUCAGAACUGUAAAAAUAGCACCUAAUGAAUGCUGUAUGUUUUAAGGUGAUAGACGUUUCUAAUAUAAUGAUUUAACCUAAGUAAAUCGCAAUCUAUAAUAAAUUUUUAGGCUUUCUCAGUUUUUGUAGAGGGUAUUUUAUUUACAAUACAAUAUUUACUAUGCUGUAACCACUUAAUCAUUGAUUUUCAGAUUUUGAGUUUAAAUGAAGUUAUUUAAACCUUAUUUAUUAGAUUCAUCUAGUUAGCUUGUUUUAAAAUUUUAUUUGACUUUCAAAUGUAAGCUAAUUACCUUUUGGGAAAGAGAUGUGGCGACAAGUCACGUGAAAACAAAAUCUUUGGAGUGUGUAAAUUCUCCUUUGGUAGUAGAUCACUUUUUUUCAUGCCUUACUGAUAACUGUUUGUAGGAGUUUCCAUUGUUUUUUUCCAGAUGGAGAUACAUUUAUCAAAACACACUUUCCUGACUUUUUUUUGGGUAAUGCUUCUUUUAUAAAAUGAUUUAUCAGUUUGCCUAUGCAUUUCUCCUUCUGAUUUAAAAAAGUAAAAUAAAACUGCUUUUAUGCUAGUCCCUGGCUGAGGGUUAACCAGGAUCCCACAAUUUCUGAAAGAAAUUGCUUCAGUUGAGAAAUGCUUUAUCAUAGGUGAGCAGACCAAUAGCACUUGUUUGCAAAGAGCUAAUGGUCAUGGUACUAACCCUCAUUGUUUUUUGCUGUCAUUGAGUUUAGAAAGCUAAAUCCAUAUUUAAGUAUUUCCCUGAUACCAUCUUGUCUUGUAAUUGCUACACUUACUACGGAGACGAUGAGAAUUAUAAAUGGGGAAUUUCAGUGGAACGAGUCUUUUCUUAUGGCAUAAUCUCUGCUACCAAAAUUGGAAAUCUCUUCAAUUUAAAGCAAUUGGUCUGCAAAAUUUCUGUUUUCUAGAGGUGCUUAGACCUUAAUGUAUCCUGUACACUUGAGGAUGGAGAUGGAAUAAGAAAGAUCAUGUACCUUUAAAAACCCGAAAGGUAGUUAGCUUCAGAAAUGGUUUUGUUUCUUGAUGAGGAAAUGGAGAUGUUUGGAAAGGUUUGGAAGAGGCACCAACAUUCCACAGCAUCUCAGACUGAGGUGCUGGCAAAGAGCACUCGUGAGUCUCCCAUGUUCUAGGUACCCAGCUUCGAGCUACCUGCUGUGUACGGUAAGUAAAAUUAGUUACUAAUCAUUGUCAUGUUGGCUGUGGAUGGAAAAGAGAAAAUUUGGUUCAAGUGGAAGAGCAAAGCGAAGGAUGUUGGUGUGUUGAUGUUGGAAUAUUGCUUCAGAACAGAGUGGAUUCCUUUUUGCUGUUUUUCUCAAAGCUUUAGCUUUCUCAAGAAUCUUUUGAGAUAAAAGGUUAAGACCUUAGUAUGACAUUUGAUUUGCAAUUACUUGUUUUAUACACUGUAUAAAGUCUGCGGUCUGGAUGUCUCUGUAUAAUGUGGAAACUAUAACAUAGGCUAACCGGUUAGGUAGUUGCAGUGUGGGGUUUAAGAACACUUAGCUUCUGUAAAUUUUAGUUAGUAGUAGCUCAGCUUAAUGCUUGGUGUUGGGAACCAUUUCCACUUUUAAGUGGUGAGUGAGGGCAGGUUCAGAGGAUACUGUGUUCAUUGCACGGAUUAAAACUGCCUUGAGAUUUACAGUUUGUACAUUCCUAUUAGACUUUGGACGAAUAAUAGAAACCAUUUUCACAUUUGUACCUGUCUUACAAGAAUUUGUUUUGCACUAGAUCUUUCAGAUAUGUGACUUUUCACGGCAGUUAGGGCAUCAGACAAAUCCCUACCGAAUUGCAAAGAACUUCUGCAGUUCUUGAGUUGUGCUCUGUUUCUGAUUUUACUUGUGGAACUGUAUUACUGUACUUCAUGCAAGGAGAUUCUGUGGAGAGCUCAAGGAACAGUGGUCUUUGAAUUCCAGACCACAGCUGGCGAUUUGUUGUGGACCAAGAUCCAGUUUCUUCUGAUCAGGGUGCAUCUGCUGUUCGUGAGCAGCUCAGAGGGGGAGCUAUACAGCCGCUUUACAUGGCAAGAAACUCAAGAUCCCUAAUGUUCUAUGAGAGCUGAUAACCCUCUCGAUCACUCGACACAGAAGCUGCAUUUUGUAAACCAAUCCUUUGAACCACAGGACUUCACUGAAAAUGCCCACAGCAGCUGUGAUUGAAUCUGCUUGUGUGUUAGUAGGAUGCUGCACAGAACUCUAUACUUCUUUCUUGAGUAUUAUGCACACAGUGGCACUUUUGUUUACUACUGUUACCUAUGGUAGCUUUUCAAACUAUUCCAUGACCUGUAAUGAUGCAAUUUCUGAUGAAAUUUAUCUUUCUUAAAGCACCUUUAUUGGAUGUUAUAAUCACUGGAAAUGUUUUUAUAUUCAAGCGUUUUCUUUUCACGUACCACUAAAAUAAAUCCUGGCAGUGAAG
Molecule: messenger RNA, 6286 nt
Organism: Athene cunicularia (burrowing owl)
Lineage: Eukaryota; Metazoa; Chordata; Aves; Strigiformes; Strigidae
Gene: INPP5K
Product: inositol polyphosphate-5-phosphatase K
Exons: 13
Coding region: 2010-3659 (549 amino acids)
Biological process (GO): phosphatidylinositol dephosphorylation; negative regulation of insulin receptor signaling pathway; negative regulation of glycogen biosynthetic process
Cellular component (GO): endoplasmic reticulum; cytoplasm; ruffle
Molecular function (GO): phosphatidylinositol-3,4,5-trisphosphate 5-phosphatase activity; inositol bisphosphate phosphatase activity; phosphatidylinositol-4,5-bisphosphate 5-phosphatase activity
Source: RefSeq, a predicted model, not a curated record